UGAGAGCGCCGCCAAACGCGUGGGCAGCUCGCAGUGCCCCGGAUCGGCCGGCAAAGGGGGCUUCAAACAGCCAGCUUCACAGAACAUUGUGCCACUGCUCCCACCGCAAAUGUUCCUUGUACCAGGUACUUCCUUCUAAGGCUUGGAGUCAAUCAGAACAGAGGGAAUAAGCAAAAUGAUCAUAAAUUUCCUAAUUAGAGAUUUCGCACCAAGACAAAAAGGUGUUAAUGAGUUUAAUUCCAGUGUCUGUCAUUGUCCCUUUUUUCACACCACUUAUUUACUAAUGGCCCAGAGGGCUGCUCCUGUCUCUCCUUUGUUAAGAUUUUAAUUUGCCUUCUUUUCUGCCUUUGAUGUAAAAUUGUGACCUACAACUCUUUGAAGUCCCUUAUUAGGAAGAAAAUUAACUUGCUCUUCCACUGUAGCUGCCUACUGUUAGCCUAGGCAAAAUGGAGAGAACUCCUUAAAGAUUCACUGCAUAGAAAAAAUUUUCAAGCUGACUCUGGAAAUGCAAAUUAAAAACUCUAAUAGACUUUUAAAUCUAUAUUAGGACCCACGCGCAGGCCGGGGCAGAGGGCUGGGCUGGGGGGAGGGAAUAUCUUAAUAAAGAAAACAAACCCUGGAAACCCAGCCUAGGGAAGGCUGGAAAUGGCACAUUCUGCAAGGGGGAAAAAAGGGCUUUAUUUUAAAAAUGUCAGAAGUUUUUCCUCUUCCUCCAUGUAAUUUACAAUUGAGAACCCCAGCUUCCUCUGCCUUUUAUUUCAGAGAAGAGAAGGGGAAAAACUAUGAAAGACUAUAUAUAUAUAUAUAGAUAUAAUAAAAUUAGAAAACCAUGGGGCAGGGUUAAACCUUUGUAAAACACUAAACUGAUUGGCGAUCGCUAAAACGAGAUUUUAAAGCAACUCAAAUAAAAGAUCGCGACGUCAGUAAACAGAUCUAGAAAAAAAAAGCUAGUGACAAACCCAGGGAGAGAGCUCUGGGCUUGAGAGAGAGAGAGAGAGAGAGAGAGAGAGAGAGACUUAAAAGAAAUAGGAGGGGCUUGAGAGAGACUAGAAAUGUCAAUCAGAGCCCGGAGUCCCAAUAAUCUCAGGCAAUCUGUUAGGACCUGACCUAGGUCCACUCAGAUCAAUAGGAAAAGUGAGAGAAGAAAGAAGCGAUCGGAUCGUUUACAGCAGCGGGCAGAGAGAGGAGGAAGCUCACGGCCUUUUGAACACCCCUCUCUUCCCCUCCCCCCCACCCAUGUCUGCAAGAGUUUGCGGAAGGCACUGAAAAGUGCAGACAGCCAGAAAGGGCGAGCAAGCCAGCUCCCUCCUCUCCUGCAGCCCUUCUACUUUCUCUCCUUUCUCUCUCUCCUUUUCUCUUCCCCCCUCUCCUCCUUUCCCCCCUCCCCUGCCCCCCUCUCCCCACCAUGUCUUUCCCCCAGCUGGGCUACCAAUAUAUCAGGCCGAUUUACCCCUCUGAUCGGCAGGGGAGCGGCGGCUCCCGAAGCGGGACGGAGCUCACUCCGUCCGGGGCGCUCUCUAACGUGCUCUCCUCCAUGUACGGAGCGCCCUACGCGGCGGCGGCGGCAGCUCAAGGAUACGGGGCUUUCCUGCCUUACACCGCCGAGCUCCCCAUCUUCCCGCAGCUGGGCGCCCAGUACGAGCUGAAGGACGGCCCGGGAGUGCAGCACCCCGCCUUCCCGCACCACCACCCCGCCUUCUACCCCUACGGGCAGUACCAGUUCGGGGACCCGUCGCGGCCCAAGAACGCCACCCGCGAGAGCACCAGCACGCUCAAGGCCUGGCUGAACGAGCACCGCAAGAACCCCUACCCCACCAAGGGCGAGAAGAUCAUGCUGGCCAUCAUCACCAAGAUGACCCUCACGCAGGUCUCUACCUGGUUCGCCAACGCCCGGAGGCGGCUCAAAAAGGAGAAUAAAAUGACCUGGGCCCCCCGCAGCCGUACGGACGAGGAGGGCAACUCCUACGGCAGCGACCACGAGGGGGAAGAGGACAAGCGGGAGGACGAGGAGGAGAUCGACCUGGAGAACAUCGACACCGAGAACAUCGAGAGCCACAAGGACGAGCUGGAGGACGAGCUGCAGGACGCCGACCUCCUGCACUCAGACGCCAAGACGGACUCCGAGGGCUCCGACGGCUUCGAGGACCUGCCCGGCGCGGACGAGCGCUUCCUCAAGGCCGUGGAGCCGCACCCGGCCCCGCACCGGCACCCGCACCCGCCCGGCGAGCCCCUCCCGCUGCCCCCCGCGCCGCACCACCACCUCUCCUCGUCCUCCUCGUCCUCGGCCUCGUCCUCCCCCGCCUCGCCCCCGACAGACGCCAGCCUGGCCAGCACCGUGCCCAAGCCCAAGAUCUGGUCCCUGGCGGAGACUGCCACCAGCCCGGAUAACCCCCGCAAGUCCCCCGGGGGCGGCCGCGGCUCCUCGCCCCCCGCCGCCGCCCCCCAGCCCCUGCCGCUGGCUCCUCCUCCCCCGGCCCCCCACAGACUCGUCUCGUCCUGCCCGCUGGGCAAGUUCCCCAACUGGACCAGCCGGGCGUUCCCGGCCCACCCCCACCCCGCCCCGCACCCGCUCACCUUGCUCAACACCCCGCACCUCCUGGGACUCGGGGCGGGCCCCGGCGCAGCCUCGGGCGCUGCGGCCAUCGCCGCCUUCUCCAGACCCGCAGACCAGGCGCAGAGCGCGGAGGCCGCCGGAACAGAUCGAUCUAGUGCCUUGGAAGUAGAGAAAAAGUUAAUAAAGACAGCUUUCCAGCCAGUUCAGAGGCGGCCCCAGAACCAACUUGAUGCAGCUAUGGUUCUAUCCGCGUUGUCAUCAUCAUAGUUAAUUUUUUUAUUGUUGUUGUAAUGAUUGUAAAAAAAUCUGUAUAGUUACAACUUGUAAGCAUGUCCGUAUAUUAAAAUUAAAAAGAAAAAAAAAAGAAAAGAAAAGAAAAGAAACCGCUUCUGUACUCUCCUCUGAAUUAGCUGAGUGUGUGAGGUUUUUUUUUUUUUUUUUUUUUUUUUUUGGAAGUCCAGUGAGAAUUAGGUGUCUCGAAUUUUUUUUUUGUAUAUACAGUAAAAAAUGUACAUAUGUGUGAACCAAAUUGUACAAGAAAGUAUAUAUUUUUGGCUAAUAAAUAAACUGUUGCCACUUUGACUACA
Molecule: messenger RNA, 3141 nt
Organism: Alligator mississippiensis (American alligator)
Lineage: Eukaryota; Metazoa; Chordata; Crocodylia; Alligatoridae
Gene: IRX3
Product: iroquois homeobox 3
Exons: 5
Coding region: 1406-2821 (471 amino acids)
Biological process (GO): neuron differentiation; regulation of transcription by RNA polymerase II; cell development
Cellular component (GO): nucleus
Molecular function (GO): DNA-binding transcription factor activity, RNA polymerase II-specific; RNA polymerase II cis-regulatory region sequence-specific DNA binding
Source: RefSeq, a predicted model, not a curated record